AUGACUCCGCUGCUGUCACACUGCAAACAAUACUUAAGUGAUGAUCAACAUGGAUUCAUCGCAGGUAGAUCAACCACUAUAAAUCUGCUCUGUCUCACAUCAUAUAUUGCGGAAAGCUCAGUGGAUCGUGCUCAUACGGACGUCAUCUAUCCUGAUUUAUCUGCGGCGUUCGACAAAAUCAAUCAUGCUAUUGCAAUUACCAAAUUGGAAAGACUCGGGUGUAAACUGAUUGUGACGGUUAAAGGUUUUCAAUUUAAUGCGUUUUCGGCCUCGUUCGGAAUCCCGCAAGGCAGUCAUUUGGGACCGGUAAUCUUCCUGCUGUACUUCAAUGAUGUCAGCCACGUUCUUAAAGGCCCCGUUUAUCCUACGCUGAUGAUCUGA
Messenger RNA from Sabethes cyaneus, 381 nucleotides. RefSeq lists its product as uncharacterized. NCBI's taxonomy places the organism in Eukaryota, Metazoa, Arthropoda, Insecta, Diptera, Culicidae. The coding region runs from base 1 to 381 and encodes 126 amino acids. The record is from RefSeq and is a predicted model, not a curated record. The transcript has 2 exons.